Molecule: messenger RNA, 6445 nt
Organism: Mya arenaria
Lineage: Eukaryota; Metazoa; Mollusca; Bivalvia; Myida; Myidae
Product: proprotein convertase subtilisin/kexin type 4-like
Exons: 13
Coding region: 414-2468 (684 amino acids)
Biological process (GO): protein processing
Cellular component (GO): Golgi membrane; trans-Golgi network
Molecular function (GO): serine-type endopeptidase activity
Source: RefSeq, a predicted model, not a curated record
ACUUCAUUUUAAUGUUAAAAGGUAAUAAAUAAGAGAAAGACAUAGGUCUAAGUAGGUUUAUGCGACAGAAUAAGAACAUGGAAUAGUCUGUUUUCUAACUUCUUGGAUUCGUAUAAUUAAGAUAAUAUCUUUGUAGAGGAUAUGCGUUGUGAUCAUUGUUAAAUAUAGUUCGGUUUGCAGUUUUGUCGUAGUGUACUUUCCGAACAAGAGAAAUUGGAGUUUGACGGUUUGGGCUAAGGCUUAAUAUAAGCUUGUGAUAAAUCAUUGCAGGGAAAGAAAUUAGUAUUCAGUAGACCGCAUUAACAAAGGAUGUGGAAAACUAUUCUUUGAUAAAUAGAAGAUUAUAUUUGUUUCUGCUUGAUAAGAAACAAAUUGAAUAAAUUGUAGGUCCAAUUCAAAUUAUGAAUAUUUAAAUGAAGAACUACAUAAUAAACAUGAAAAAAGUGUAUAAUUACAUUGUAUUGUACAUAAUUUUUCUGUGUGUUAUUCCACCGAGGAUGCAUUGCCUGAACUAUUUGGAGAGAAGGGUAAUAGAGUUUGACAAAGGAGAAUUUGAAGACAUGAGUUAUAGAGAUAUAUUACAGAAUUUGGGAUACGAGUUUUUGUUCAAGAUAUUUGACGAUUUCUAUGUGUUUGCCACAAACAAGUCUUGGAGCACAGAUGAAAAUGAAAACGUUAAGCAUAUUAUGGACGGUAAGGUGAAAACUAUUUAUCAGGAUUCAAACAUAUAUUCUGCUGCUGGAAUCGAUGUUGGUGCUACUGCUGCUGAAGAAAAUGACAGCCCAGAUACACGCCAACCAACAUUUUGCCAGUGUCCUCCCUACUUUGAUGAGGCGCAAGAGAUAGAUCGAUCAUGGGCACAAGGCUAUACCGGACGAAAUGUCGUAAUUGCUGUAACAGACGUUGGUGUGGACGUAGAUAGUCCUAAUCUCCGUGAAAAUAUUGCAUCCCAUUUGUCUUUUAACUUUGUUGAUAAUAACUCGGACCCGAGACCCGAAAUAUUUCCUGAUUAUCAGGAAAGUUUACGGCUGACAAACCAUGGGAAUGCCUGUUCUGGUAUAAUUGCUGGAAUGAAAGAAAGCGACGAUUGCAGUUUAUGCGGUGCUGGGGUGGCAUUUAAAGCAACAUUGGCAGCGUUGAAAAUAGGUCGAGUCAAGAAGUUUUAUUUUGCCAACAACCCGGAGAUAACAAGUGUACUGUAUUCUGCAGCACUAAGUUUCAAAAACCAAGAAGUUCACAUAUACUCAAACAGUUGGACCUUCGAUGAACCUUUUAAAACUUUGCAUUCAUUUACCGAACGUAUGUUUGCAGAUGGGUUUGAAAAGGGUCGACAAGCUCUUGGUUCUAUCUUCGUUUUUCCUUCUGGCCCCCCUGGAAACGGACUUACAAACAAUAUUUACACUAUUGGUGUCGCUUGUUUUGGAAUCAAUGGAACCAUGCCUCGGAAAAGCUUUGUUAAUUCGGCUACCCUUGUGUCAGCAUUUGGACAGGGAAGAAGACGAACUGACAAUGGAAUGCUGACAGUGACCCACACUUAUCGUCGACAAACAUCUAGAUUGUGUGACAACAAAUUUGGAGGAUCCUCUGCAGCAACUGCUAUUUUGUCUGGAAUGAUUGCAUUGGCUUUACAGGCGAAUCCUUCACUUUCUUCUCGUGACAUAAAGCAUUUACUCGUGGAGUCAGCAGGCAACAUCGGACUAGCGGCGACAUCUAAUUUUACAAAGAAUUGUGCGGGAAAAUAUUUUCAUAAGGUGUAUGGAUUCGGUUAUGUACAAGUGCUGAAAAUGGUUCAUCUUGCAAAAAAAUGGAAGUUUAAUCAUCAACUUUUGAAUUUGACCUCUGUUUGGUUUGGUUUCCAGCAGACCCCAGCUGAUACAGGUUUUGAGUUAGUUUCAUCAUCCAAUCGCACUUGCAAACAAUCACCAUACUGCAUCGACAAAAUAGAACAUGUAAUUGUGAACUUAAACUUUGUAUAUCCAAAACACACUCAGACCAUUUUGUCAGUUAUUUCACCUUGUGGCACCGAAUCCAUUCUCAUGGAACAGGAAGGUGAGCCACCUAAAGAUGAAAACGAUGUAGGCAAAAAUGAAGGGGUUUCCGUAGAUGCACAAUUUCUUUCCAAUCAUUUUUGGGGAGAGGAAAUGGAGGGACUCUGGACAGUGAAAAUCAAAGGGCUUGGAAUUUAUUCAUAUGAAUUGUGUCGUAUUGAACGGAUAAAAAUGAUAUUUCAUGGAACAUCUAAAAAUGACAAUAUUUUAAUGGAAGACACAGUGCCGUUACCAUCAUCGACGUCGUCAAACGGGAAUACAGAAGAUGCUGGAGAAACCAAAUCUAAAACACCUAUUAUAUUAGGUGUUGUUUUUGGCGGUUUAUUGCUACUUGCUGUUAUUGCUAUUGCAUUUGUAUUGAAACGUAAGCGGUAUCAUUGCUAUUACGUUCCAGCAAAUGCUUACCCCGAUGAGCUAUAAUACUUUCGAAUUUGGGUUUAAAUAAUAAAACUUUAUGUUAUAAUUAAUAUAAAAAAUACCAGCACACUUCAGUUGGCAUUGUGCUAAAUGUGCAUUUACACAAAUAUCCCAUCUAAGGUUAAUGAUCGAACACAGAUACCCUCAUCUAUUUUCGGCUGAAAUGUUUUUAAUCAAUAUGAUUGUUUAUUGUUAAUUGUUAAACUAAUCAAUUCAGAUACGUUAAAAUUUCAUCGCAAAUGAAGUUAUGGUAGUUUGUGCUCUUUAUUUGGCAUGGCAGAUAAAGAUUAAAAAUACACAAAAUUGAGUUUCAUCAAAUAAUAAAUAUUUCUAAAUUAGAUUGAUGGUCUAGAACAUGAAACACUUUUAAAUACAUUAUUCAACAAUAAUUAUAUUUAAGCAUGACAUUGUGAACUUUUCUUGCAGUAAGGACAAUGAUUAAGAAUCAUUUUCAAAUGUUUACUAACUUCCAUAAUAUAAACCUCUACAUCAAAUAGGCCAUUUGUGUUAGUCUGUUUGGUCAAGUCAUAUAAUUGGUAUAUUAUUUUAAAGAAUUUAAAAAAGCAUGUAUCCAAUAAUUAAAAUUUAUAAUUGAAUAUCAAAAUACUUAUGAGAAAAUAAACUAAAUAGUGUAGUAUUUUAAGCUAUAUGGUAUUGAUUUUCCAAAUAUGAUCUGAAUAAUAAAACCAGCAUAUAUACAUCGCCACUCCUACAUGUAUAAUUGAAAUACUAACAAUUCAGUUUUUUAUCUCUAAUUUAAUAUAUUUUAUCUAUAAAUAUGUAUAUAAUUCAAUGCUUAUGUGCUGGACAGUAUAAGACUACAAGCUGCCACAAUAAAUUAAUUGUAUAUAUUUUAGUGGCUAGAUGUGGAUCUUAUAAAUGUUGGAUAUUGUGCUUCUUCUUGAUAUGUUUCACUUUUUCUUCCGACUUAACCAGUUUACUGUACUUCAAACGAAUUGCUAAGCGAUUGUUCAUCAAAUAUUUUCGUUUAUUUGUUCGCUGAUUUGCAAAUCACCCUAGUACUCACACUAGACGUAAGUCUACUAAACAUUUGUUUAUCGUCAACCAUCUUUAAAACCAUGUUAACCAAUAAACGUUUCUAUUUUUACUCUGCCGACCAAUUUUACAUCAAAAGAACUAUGGUUCCAUGAAUAAAGGCAAGCCGUUCAAAUCAGGUCCGAUGAAAACAAUUAACAAAAAUAGCCAUCAUUCGCCUUAAAUAUGUAAAACCCUCAUAAAACUUAUUACAUGUAUCUAAGUAAAGAUCUUUCAAAUGACUUAGACGAUGUUUAGUAGUUCGUUUUCAUAAUAAGUAAAUGCCCGAGCUAUCAUAACUUGUGAAAACGUUACUAUCUGAUGCACAUGCUUCUAUCACGACCAUGAAAUCAACCUUGAACCUGCCGAGCACACAUCUUCUUUUCUUACACAUGCCCGAUGCAGACCACUUAUGAUCGACUUCUAGAUUAAAACCAAAAAGUGCAUCGACUACAGUUAAUCUCGAUCUAAAACAUUGUGAGAUAUCACCUUUAACUGAAUCGACAAGUCAACCUUCUUCAGAACAGAAGCGCUCUCAAUUUGAAGAUUGACAGAGGGUCAUUAAAUAUUGCACUGAUCAAUUCGGUUAUUUUCAGUUUUCAUGAACUGUUGUAGAAAUAUUUACCUAAGGUAUCGAAAACAAAACAGUAUUUUAAUUCCUAUUUGGUCUUUUAAAAAGCUCUGAAUAUUAGGUUGUUAUUGACGUGCAUGAGGUUUAACUGAGUUUAGUAUUAUUCAGUGUUUUGAAUGUGGUAGUCAACGGAGGCAGGCGGAAGUGUGCAUACAUGACUGUAGUGCAUUUUGCAUUGUUGUGUAGUGGCAUUUCAUUUGAGACAAUAGAAAUGGUUGUUCAGAGAUACUGUGUUUUUCAAAUGGACUAGUUUGCAUUAGCGAAUAAUGCCAAAAUAUCAGUAGUUUACUUCAGAUUUUGGAACCCGUCGGUAACAGGCUAAUUUGCAUUAUUAUGAAUCAUAAUACGCGAAUUUAGGACUAGCUUUUCCGCAAACUUCAGUAUGUAUUGAGAGAUACGCAAACUCGAAGUUUGCUUUAGACGUUCCCUCAUGAAAGUCGAUACUUGUCCAGACGGGAAUUUGCUUGCUCUCUCUCUCUCUCUCUCUCUCUCUCUAUCUCUCUCUCUCUCUCUCUCUCUCUCUCUCUCUCUCUCUCUCCCUCCCUCUCCCCCCUCUCUCUCUCUCUCUCUCUCUCUCUCUCUCUCUCUCAGAGAGUAACUAUAAUAAUGUAAAAAACAGGAGAUGUAUUUUUGCAUUUUGUAUUCCCGGCAUUAUUGAAUAAUUUAAGGAAGAUAAUCUGAAGAUUAUUUUUUGAAUCUAUAUGUUUUUGUUUCCCUAGAUUUAAUCAACAUUUUUUUUCGAUGUUGUAUAAUAUCGUUCGAGAUGGAUUCAGUCGGACACUUGUUACUCAUUUUGAUGAUAUUAAGAAACUGUUUACAUACAUUGAGGUAUUGUAGAGAAACUUGUGCAGCUGGUUAAGUGAAUCUGUUUAAGAUGGACACGUGAAUGAGUCUUUGAGAGAAAGUUUAUAUCUGUCUUUGUCAUCAGGUUUGUAAACAAAAGUCUACAGUGUCAAUAUCAGUGAGCAAGAAGUAUGAUUAGUUUAAUUUCUUUCACCAUUAUAAUAAGGAAUGGAUUAAAACAUUAAUUAAAUUUCCCCAAAGUUCUUUCAAAAGAAUUGAAUUUUGAAAUGUAAUUGUUUUUCUUGUUCUCUGUAACAGGUAUGAAUAUAGUAUGGUAAUCAGGGGUAUUUAAUUUUCUACGUUGGAGUAAAACUGAUUAAAAAACUGUUUAGCAACAGUCAAUUGGUCAUGUGACCGUGAAAAGGGACUUUUUUACUUUUCUGAAAUGUCAGAGGAAAAGCACAAAUAAUUCUUCAGUAUCUAACAAAUGUCCGCCAACAACCGACCCCAACAAUCAAGCCCCCUUGCAAAACAUUAAUUGGAUUUAACAGACCGUCAGUUGAAAAACAAAGCGAUGUUUAACGACAUACUUAGAAAUAAGUCAUUUUAAUCAACAUAAUAUGGUUCUCGCAGCGAGACCGCAGGGCGAGCUAUUUUCUCCAUUAUCUGUAGAUAGCAAAAAUUGAACGCUAUUGUUUUUGUGUUGUAAUGUCACGUGUUAUUUGGGCGUGAAAGUGUUUCCGCUCAGUCGAUCGCAUCGUUAGAUUAGUAUUUGGCGAUCACUCUCAAUGAGAUCAUUUAAAAGUAAAAGCCCUUCAAAUUAUGAAUGUUAUAUUAUUCAAAUGCAAAGAGAACGACCUUAAUCAAUUGUUUUGAGCUUUUGUUAUACCAGUUUUGAAUAAUGCCUGUGAAAUCAUGGGAAAUUCCUAAUAUAAAUAAAUAUAUCUCAAGUUAUGCUAUAUUGGUAAAGGUACAACCCAAAACAUACAAUGCAUGUGUUUAUUGUGUAUUAAGAAUAUAGCCUCUGUAUGUAAAUAAAUGUAUACGAAUUGUGAAUCACUGGUUUAAAUACGUACAUACGUAGAUAUGCCAGAAACCGAAUACCUAGAGAGGAACGUUAUUGUUUAACUUGCAAUACUAAUGCUAUUGAAGAUGAAUUUCAUUUUAUAUGCAUAUGUCCAUGUUAUUCCGAUGUUAGAAAGAAGUAUCUUAAACGUUGUUACUACAUGCACCCUUCUGUAUACAAAUGUCUACGAUUAUUGAAAUCAAAUGAUAAAAAUGAAUUAAUUAAACUAGCUUUGUAUAUUAAAGAAGCUCUUGUUAUUCGAAAUAAUUUGUUGAAUGUUGAAAGAUAAAUGUUUAGUUCAGCCUCCUAUUUUUUUGUUACACAUAGUAUGUUGCCUUUGUUACACAUAGUAUGUUGUGUUAUAUAAAAGAACGUAUUUACCAUUACAUGUUGUAUAUACACGUUGACAUGUUAUAUGAAAAUAUAUAUGUGUAUAUAGAUGAUGUACAUUGUACAAGUCUUAAU